Molecule: messenger RNA, 1374 nt
Organism: Peniophora sp. CBMAI 1063
Lineage: Eukaryota; Fungi; Basidiomycota; Agaricomycetes; Russulales; Peniophoraceae
Source: the annotation of a GenBank genome assembly
AUGGGCGUUGACAUGGCGCCAGGCUUUCACGCGCUACCCCUUCCUUUAGCUCAACUAUCGCUUGCAGCGGUACUCAAAUGCGGACAGUCUUUCCGGUGGUCUAUUCACCCUCUCGUAUUCUCACCAACACCGGAUCCUGAGGCGCCCUCCCACGAGUACCGCCUCUGCCUACGCGACCGUGUUGUAUGCCUGCGGCAGACACCGGAUACACUCUACUGGAAACAUGUACUGCCUACCUCUGUAGCUGAUGCCACGGCCGCAAAGGAGAAAGAAGCGGAAACCCUCGCGUGGCUCAGAGACUACUUUCAGUUGGACGUCGACCUUUUGGACUUAUACUCGGACUGGUCCGCGCGAGACCCAGUCUUUGCGCGCUUGCGGGAGCGUUUUGAAGGCAUUCGUAUGCUACGACAAGACCCUUGGGAGAAUCUUGUCUCUUUCAUUUGCUCGUCCAAUAAUAACAUCGGCCGCAUAACCAAGAUGGUCAAGGGGCUGUGCACGCAUUUCUCUAAACCUCUUCUCAGUUUGCCUCUUCCCACACCUGUCGGCGUACAAGCACCACCCACUCCCGGUCCAACCCCAGAGGUAUCGCCAGAAAUGGAGACGUUUUACCCAUUCCCAUCGCCGUCUCGUCUAGCGCAACCGGACGCGACUUCGGCUAUGCGCUCCCUCGGUUUCGGAUACCGGGCCGACUACAUUCAGAAGACGGCUCGCAUGCUCGACGAUGCCCACUCUUGCACGCCAUCCAGCAGCACCGGUACCCGCGAGCCUGCAGAAGUCUGGCUGGAGACCCUCCGAACUCUCCCUACGGACGAUGCCCGCACUGAACUCCUACAAUUCAUGGGCGUCGGCCGCAAAGUCGCAGACUGUGUACUGCUCAUGAGUCUCGACAAGCGCGAGGUUAUCCCCGUCGACACGCAUGUACAUCAAAUAGCCAUCAAGCAUUACGGUGCGAAGGGGUCGUUGGCAGCUAAACAGGCUUUGUCGCCCAAAAUGUACGAUGAAAUUGCUGCAAAACUUGUUGGCGUGUGGGGAGAGUAUGCCGGAUGGGCGCAUUCGGUGUUGUUCACGGCGGAUCUGAAGUCUUUCGCAUCGUAUGGCCUAACGACACCCUCCCCGACACCCGUCAGGAUCGCGCGUACGGCCAGCACAGUAUCCCUGGGAGGCGAAGAGGAUGCUCUGCCGAGUCCACCUCUGCCUGUAUCGACUUCUACCGUGCAGAAGAGAAAGCGCGUACGAAGUGAAGUAAGCACGGAGCUCGUCGAGGAGACAAACACAAAUGCAGCGAUUGCGUUGCUUGAAAGCGAUGUAUCGUUGGCAGAUCGGGUAAAGAGGCGGAGAAGAGUUGCGUCAGCCAUGUCUAGAGGUCAUGGGUAG